GCCACGACAAACGCUCCUAUGCCCGUCAGCCAAUGAACGGAGUCGAGAGCUGAUCUCUGUGUCCGUAAUGGAUGGCUUCGAUUGUCACACGUGAACAAGUCACAAACGAGCCAAAUGGCGCAGGGCAGGCUCGCAGUCAAUCCGGCCGUUGAUUGGCUGUCCGAUGGUAAAGGUCAAUUUGGGACUUAUCUGACUGCAACAACUUGUGAAGUGAGAUAUCAACGGCGACAGAGUGUGAGAGACAGGUACUAGCUACUUGGAUUAAGAUGAACCGUUCUUCGGGGACUUCAAGUCGUAUUCUUGUGGACAUUCCGUGCAAGGUUUGUCAAGAUCAUUCAUCUGGAAAACACUAUGGAAUAUACGCGUGUGAUGGCUGUGCCGGCUUCUUUAAGCGUUCAAUACGAAGAAACCGACAGUAUAUAUGUAAGUCGCGGGGCCAGGGGCCGUGUCCGGUUGAUAAAACACACCGCAAUCAAUGCAGAGCUUGUAGGCUGAACAAAUGUGUGGAGACGGGAAUGAACAAAGAUGCUGUGCAGCACGAGAGAGGUCCUCGUAACUCGACGAUCCGACGCCAAGUGGCCAUGUACCUGAAGGAGACGAGCGAACUGGGCAACGUGCUCGCCAACACCCCAUACAGGUCGCCCUUCCUCCCGGCGUACGUCGGCUACGAGCAGAUCAACGACGGCAUCACCGUGUCCGCCGUCGACCCGACAGUCGUUUCGCCAUCCGGCGUCAUAAUGCAGCCAGUUCCAAAAUAUCCACAUGAAAUGGUGCAAGCCUACUUCAACAAUCCCGAAGCAAUCUGUGAAGCUGCAGCGAGGUUGCUUUUCAUGAGUGUCAAGUGGGCGAAGUCUGUCCCAGCAUUCCAGAGUCUUCCGUUCCGGGACCAGGUUUUGCUGUUGGAGGAGAGCUGGCGAGAGUUGUUCGUGCUAGGGACGGCGCAGUUUCAAAUUCCAGUAGAGGCAGGCCCAUUGCUAACUGCUGCUGGAUUGAACGCGGAGACCUCUCCGCCGGAGAAAGUCGUGUCGAUCAUGAACGAAAUCCGAGGUCUUCAGGACGUUAUAGCUAAGUUCAAAGCCAUGCAGGUGGACCCGACGGAAUACGCCUGUUUGAAGGGAAUAGUCCUCUUUAAAUCAGUAUUUCCUGCGGGAUCACAGGAAGUGAAGACACUACGAGAGUUCCACACGGUUGCCACGCUGCAGGACCAGGCCCAGCUGACGUUAAAUCACUACAUGCGCACUGCGUACCCGACACAGCCGUUCCGGUUCGGAAAACUGCUGCUUCUCCUUCCUUCACUGCGAUCCAUAUCGCCUGUCACGAUAGAGGAGGUUUUCUUCAGAAAGACGAUUGGUCAGAUACCCAUCGAACGCCUCCUGGUGGACAUGUUCAAAUCUAGUGACUUCUAAUGAGAUUUCAUAUGCGUCUCUUUUUUUCUCUCUUAUUCUUCUUCUUCUGACAAGCAAGAUUUCCAAAGAGCGCUUACUGGUGGACGUAUUUAAAUCUGGUGAUUUUUGCAGUUUUUUUUUUUUUUUGCAAAAAACAUGUGGCCACUUUUUUAUAAAGAACACUCUGAUAGACAUGUUCAAAUCUAGAAUCGCGUGCUUAUGAAAUGAUUUCUUUGGCUUCUCUUUUCCUUUGUUUUGUGCAAGAAACAAUUGGCCAAGUUUCCAUAGAGUGCCACCUAGUUCCAAUCUGGUGACUUUUGAUGAGAUUUGAUUCUGUUGGCGAGAGAUGUUACCACAAAGUAGUGCUGAACUGUGUGUGAUGCUGAAUAAUAUGACUCAUAAUAAUGUGUGUAAAAGACAUAUAACUAGAUCUACCUCAGAUGUAUGGAAGUGAAUAGUGUAUUGUAAGUCUGUUUGCGUGCUGGUGUGCUUCUGUCGCAAAACUGUAAAUGGGCAGGCUUUAAACAAAAUGGCUAAUUUUUGGUGCAAAUCCAGCCGUUCAUUGGUACUCUUUUUCCAAAGACAGUUGUUCUUAAAAUAGUUAAGUUUUAAUCAAAAAACGGUGAAUUUGGGUAAAGAAUUUUAUAUUUGUACGUUCGUACAUUCCAAAAUGCACCGUGCUUUUAAUGGGCUUUAAUCAAAAUGGUCAAUUUUAUUGAACGUAUUUGUGAAAUGGUACUUAGUACUGUUAAACAGUAGUUUGUGUGUGUAAAUAAUCAGACUUUAAUCUAUAUAGUGAAGUUGAAUAUAAAAGACUUGUUACUUUGGUACACUAUAAAAGUCAGUGUGGUACGAACUGUCGGAAUUUUAAACUGAAGCAUUUAAUUUGCAUAAAGAUAUGAAUAUUUCCUGGUCUCGUACACGCUAAACGUCACGGUCACAUAAUGUGGCGAGCUUCAGUUCGAACUGAAAUUAAGCGGGAAGCGUUUUGUUGUUUGGUACAUGCUAAACGAGAAUGUGACGUAAUUUGAUAGGAUUUAAUGAAUAUGGUGAAUUGGUGCGCGAACCUUUUUUUUUGUUUUAUACAUCAUCAGUAACAUUGCAGCCGUGUUUAUCGGAAGUCAUGCCGAAGUUGGUGUCCAGACUGUGGCAAGUGACGUUUUCUAGGGUUUCAUGCCUGGAAAAUAUAUUCAAAAAAGAAAACAAAAUGAAAACCCGCUUUGAGCAGGUGGGAUUUCGACCCCCGAAACCCAUCUACACAUGCAUCUGCAUUGGUAUGCGAAUUAACAGACAUUAUUGAAAACAGUAAGAGGGUGGGAAUGGGGACAAGGGCAUCUCUAUGUUCGUGUUUUUGUAAAGCUAAACGUCAAUGUGACGAUUCUGACAAACUCUAUUGUUGAAACAGUUUGCUCUGAAUGUGCAUGGAAAUCCCUAUGACUAUGACUAUGACUAUUGCAAGCUGGUACUCCCUAUAAAAAUAUUGAAUUUGAGUGAAAAUAAUGUUGAUGACCUCAAAAGGGUCACUAUGUUAGGACACUUUCAUAACAACAGAUCUUAGUUCCACUCCAACUUAAUUUCCGCCAGAAGAUCUGAUACAAGCCACGAACCUUUCGCGGGUAAUAUUUGACUUUCACAAUCUCAUAACUGAUCAAGUACGCCUGUUGUAGACACUGCCUCUGACUACAUCUUAAAGUUCUGUCCAGGACAGGAAUACGCCAUGUCGUUUCGUUUCAUUUCAUUUGAAUUUGAGUUUCGUGUUUUAACUCAAAUAAAGUUCAAGCAAUCUGUUCUGGUCACUCGCAUCAAUUAUUGAAGUUUGUCUGUCCAAAACAGUGAGAUAAUGGUUAAUCGCUGUAGGUUAGUAUUCAGGUUAUCUUGUAUCCAGAACAACCAUCUCGCCUGUUCAGCAAUACUGAUAUAGAUAUGUCGGCGGUGUAUUCAUUGGUCAAAGGAAAGGUCACGUGGACAUGCAAUGACACGUGCUUUGGUCAGAUCUUCUGACGGGGACCUAAAUUAGGAGUUGACGUCUGGUCUGGUACUUAUAAAACAUUUAGUUGACAAGUCAAGACUAAUAAAGUCUGAUACCUAAACUUCAUGGCAACGCCAUACAAAUUGCAUGCAUGUGACGUUAUUAAAGAUUUGAAUCGAGACGCUAAAAUGUUUUAUCAGCACGGGCUCUGAUUGCAUUUAAUUUGACUCUCUAUAGUGCUAAACCACAAAUAAGCCACAUGGGCUCUAAACAUUGUUCUGGUUGUUUACGUGAGAUUCCUCUAUUCAUUGAAAUUGUAUUUUCAUUAUUUAACUUGUUAAGGGUGACGGGUUUGUGCACUUUCCUAGAUGAAAACGAAAUAUUACAAUACUAGUACACAUAACAGGGACUUCAAGAAUGUCGCGGCAUGAGGAGGUAAAAAAAUAACACUGGAUGAGCUAUUCAAAAUGUUUGAAUUAUUAAGAUAUACACCUGAUAGUGAAGCUUUAACAUAUUUCUUUUUUAAACGGGAUAGAAUGACCGUCACCACAGAGGGUGCCAUCAUACACCUUUACACUUGUGAGAGAGAAACAUAACCUUUCUUGCACCUCCGUGUUGGGCACCGUGUCAUCUCCAACAUCUUGGAUUGCACACCCACAUGCUGAGUUCAAUAGACUGGCCCUCCACCGUGCUAUAUGAGCCCCGUAAGCGUGAUUCAAUAGCGGCGUAGUGGUCCGCUGGGUGUCGGUAAAGAGAAACCCGAUAUUUAUCCAGUAAUUCAAAUCCUGCGUGACCAUGACAAAAAGUCAACUUUUCCCUUUGAUAGUGUUCAAAGAUAGCUCUCCGUCGUGUUGGAAUCUUAAUACGUGGCUUUGACUUAUGUGUAAUGUUACCUAAAAUGCCUUAUCUGCUCUUGUCAAUACUUGCAAAUAGUAAAUGGAUAUAACGUUUCAUCAAAAUGUUUGCAAUGAGCUACGACUCUUCACUUCACCAAAUUCUAAGAGCAAACAUCUCCUAGUUCAUCAAGUGGGUAUUGUAUUUCGUCUUCUUAUGAUUAUUUCGCCUGCAAACAAAAGGAAAAGAAAAUUUUAAAAGGGGGGGGGGGGGACCUGAAAACCCGAAAUAAUGAAGUCCUAUCAUAAUUAAAUAGGCUACGUAGCAAGUAUCAAUAAUUAUCUAUAUAUUUUAUAAAAAUUAAAAUAAAUGAUGUUAAAGUUGCAUCAUUAUUAGUGGCGUACAUAAUUUCGUGACAUACGUAUUUUCAAGAUCUAAGUCAAGUUAAAGAAUAAAGAUGAUAUAUCUAGACCAUGUUAGUAUGUGAACGUAUCAUAUACUUCGCUGCAGUAAUCAUUAUUAGCGUACUAAGUUGUCACUAUUCAAUAUCAAAUAUAUGCAACGUUGACAUUUGAUAGCUCUUACAGUAUGUUUUGACGACGUCGUAAAUAACCAGAAGGAAAGGACCAAGAAAGCAGCCACGGUAAUGUUGCUGAGAUAUAUAAAUAGUAUCCCUGGAAGACACGUGUAUUUUUUAUUACAGUAAAUUCAUUAAGUAUUUAUAAGUUCAUAUUUUAUAUAUAUAUAUAUAUAUAUGACAUAGCUCUUAUAAUAAAUAGUUUUAAAUUACAGAUCAAACAGUAAUCAGUUUAAAAGUUUGGCGACAGUUUCUUCGUUUAUUUUACUAUAAUUCUGUUUGAGCGUUAAAGAAAAUAAUAUGUUUUUGUCAUCCCGAUAUUAUUAUUUCGAACCUUUACAGAUAAAGCGUGUAUUUAGUUUGCUGGCGACAUCAUUUAAAGAGCUAGUUUAAAUUUUUAAUUUUUUUUUUAAUGUUUUAAGCAUUCCUACAAUUAUAUUUUUAAUAUUCUUAUUUUGGGGGUUUUGGUGCGUUGUAGUAAGACUAGUAUUUUUUAAACUAUUAUCUGUCAUCAGAAAAGUGCUCAUUUUCCGAUCAUUAUUUGUUCGAGUAUAUUAUUCCCUUUAUAUCUAGUACUUUUGUUACAUUUUUGUUUGGUGCGAUGUUUACUUUUUUAUAUAUACCUUAAUAUUCUACAAAUGCGAUUUCAAGAAAAUUAAUAUGCUAUUUGGAACGCACGUAUUACGUUAACUAUUUCAUAUCACUUGUCUUGAACAUUUGAAUUUUUUUUUACUGUUAUAUAUUAAUUUAGCAUGCAAAAUAGGAAGUUUUUUUUAAUUAAUUAAACCGAGGGUAUUUUGGAGAGGUCUUUUGUGAUAAGUCUAGCUUCAUAACUUGAUUUGUCGUCACCAUAAAAAUCAAACCAAUUUCUAAAUAUAAAUUAAACUCUAAAGGCGACAACACACAAUACGAAUGUCUCGUACGAGAAAUAGCCACGAGAACAGUCGAUUGUGACAAGACAGACAUUACGAUUUCAUUGGUUGCUAUGCAAUCAGUUAUUCUCGUACGACGCACUUGUUUCGUGCGGCUUCGCCUUAAAUCUUCCCGUACAUUAUUUGUUUUGAAAAUCAAAUCGGGUUAAUGCUGGUUUUAAUUUCUUUAUGAUAUUGAAAGUUCAAGUUGUUGUUUCUUAUGAUUAUUUUAGCGAAGUGCUUUAGACCACUGUAUUUUUCAGUCAGUGGUUAUAACUGUUAUACCUGUGCUAUAUAUUUGUUAUGUAAUAAAAUUAGUAUAGAUUAUUGUGUACAUCACGUGUCAUUUCCGACAGAGGACAAGUUAUGUUUGUUUUUAGUUAUGAUUGUUAUGUUUUAAAGAAUUCUGCCCCCUCCCCCACUCCCUCGUUUUAAGCUUUAUGGUUUCAAGAUUUUCGCUUUUGUAUUUAAAUUAUAGAUAAUAGUUUUCAUUAAAAUUGAUUUCUUCAGAUUUUAUGAAUAAUAAUGACAUGCGCAUAAUGUUGCUAAAACGAGCAAUUAGCUAUCAUUUAAGUGUGUUGUUUUAAUUAAUUUCUUUUAAAAAUUUAACAUUUUACAUUAAAAAAGAAGAAGUUUAGAUUAUAAUAAUCUCGUUUAUUUAAUUUCAACGUUUUAUAUCCUAGGAUUUAUUAUUAUUAUUAUUAUUAUUAUUAUUAUUAUGUAAAAGACAAAUAAAAUUAAAUGGUUGUGAUUUUCAGUAUUACUAUUCACGAGAAAAUAAAAUAAUUUUUUCACAAAAUACAUAUGUACGAAAACAAUCCACUUAACAAUAGACCUAUCUUGUUAAACUGAACGCAACAUCUUGAGUUUUUAGCAUAACAAUAUAAGGUCGACUUCAUUAAUAUAUUUUCGUGCUGGCUUACACGAAGUACUUGCCUCUUAGCUGAAACGACACUUGAAUACAUCCAUCUGCAUGUGCAAUAUUAUUUGUUUUGAUUAUGUUACUCAUGUACAGAAAUAUUGUUGCUCAAAGCACAGUGUAAAAGAUUUAUGAAUUAUAUAUGUAAGUAACAGUAAAUAAAUGUCUAUCUAUU
Gigantopelta aegis is the source of this 6770-nucleotide messenger RNA. Its product is annotated as nuclear receptor subfamily 2 group E member 1-like. The record is from RefSeq and is a predicted model, not a curated record. Bases 267 to 1406 code for a protein of 379 amino acids. The transcript is spliced from 8 exons. NCBI's taxonomy places the organism in Eukaryota, Metazoa, Mollusca, Gastropoda, Neomphalida, Peltospiridae. Gene Ontology annotation, molecular function: nuclear receptor activity; RNA polymerase II cis-regulatory region sequence-specific DNA binding; zinc ion binding. Gene Ontology annotation, biological process: positive regulation of transcription by RNA polymerase II; cell differentiation; anatomical structure development.